Mizuhopecten yessoensis (Yesso scallop) is the source of this 1986-nucleotide messenger RNA. Its product is annotated as sodium-coupled monocarboxylate transporter 1-like. The transcript has 15 exons. Bases 1 to 1986 code for a protein of 661 amino acids. NCBI's taxonomy places the organism in Eukaryota, Metazoa, Mollusca, Bivalvia, Pectinida, Pectinidae. Gene Ontology annotation, biological process: sodium ion transport; transmembrane transport. Gene Ontology annotation, molecular function: symporter activity. The record is from RefSeq and is a predicted model, not a curated record. Gene Ontology annotation, cellular component: membrane.
AUGGAGUCGGAUGCAUACAGUUUCCAGACUGGCGUGAAACACACUUUUACGACAGUAGACUAUGUUUUAUUCGGAUCUAUCCUAUGUGUGUCAGCAUCCAUUGGCCUGUUCUAUGCCAUCAAGGAUCGCAACCGCCAGACCACGCGGGAGUUUCUGAUGGCGGGGGGAGACAUGAACCCCUUGCCAGUGUCCCUUUCGCUUUUGGCCAGCUUUAUGUCCGCUAUUACUCUCCUGGGUGAUCCUGCCGAAAUGUACAUCUACACCACCAUGUACUUUUGGAUCGGACUCGCCUACCUGUUUGUAGCCUUUGGAGCUGCGCAUGUUUUCAUUCCCAUCUUCUACAGGCUUCGAGUUACAAGCGCAUACGAGUAUCUGGAACUACGAUUCAGCAAGGGAGUAAGGACAGCAGGCUCCAUGACAUUCUCGGUACAGAUGCUGCUGUACAUGGCCCUCGUGCUGUACGCUCCAUCUCUAGCACUCAAUGCCGUGACUGGAUUUACUUUAUGGGGCUCUGUGAUAGCUAUUGGUGCUGUCUGUACCCUCUACACCUGUCUGGGCGGUAUGAAGGCGGUCUUGUGGACGGACACUUUCCAGGUAACCAUGAUGCUUACUGGACUCAUUGCCAUUCUAAUCAAAGGCAGCAUAGAAAGUGGAGGCAUUGGGGAGGCAUGGCAACGGGCAGUGGACGGAGAGAGAGUUUUGUUUAACGACUUCGAUCCAAAUCCUGCCAAACGUCACAGCGUGUGGUCUCUAGUGAUUGGUGGAACAUUUACAUGGGUCGCCAUAUACGGCGUUAACCAGGCUAUGGUGCAACGUUGCUGUACUUGCUCUUCACUGAAGCAAGCUCGGCUGGCUAUAUGGUUGAACUUCCCGGGACUCUGUCUGAUCCUGUACCUGUGCUGUUUUAUCGGUAUGGUGAUGUACGGGUUCUAUAGAAACUGCGAUCCCCUCAAAUUUGGUCUCGUUCAGUCCUCAGACCAGUUGCUUCCCUUGUUUGUGAUGGAUGUGCUUGGAACCGCACGUGGAUUCCCGGGACUUUUUGUCGCCUGUCUCUUCAGCGGAGCUCUCAGUACAAUAUCAUCCGGGCUAAACUCCCUGUCUGCCGUGGUAUUACAAGAUAUCAUCAAGUCCUACUUUUUGCCAGACAUCUCCGAGCAGCGUGCGACACUAGUUUCAAAAAUCCUAGCCUUGGUGUUUGGUGUGAUCUGCCUAGGACUGACCUAUGUGGCAUAUUUCCUGGGAGGAGUUUUACAGGCUACUCUGUCGCUGUACGGCAUGAUUGGAGGACCGCUACUGGGACUAUUCAUCCUCGGAAUGAUGUUCCCCUGGGCCAACAAAUGGGGAGCGUACGCCGGUCUACUGUUUGGACUCGUUUUCAUGUUCUGGAUAGGUGUAGGGGCGCAGUUAUACCCUCCGGUCAUACCUACGUCUCCUAUAUCCACCAUAGAUUGUAACUGGAAUCUCACCAUAGCGCCAAACAUAACCGCCGCAUCGUCCAUUCUUAAUUCUACAUCGAAUGCUCCAACACAAGAGGACAGCAAUCCUCUCCACAAACUGUACACGUUAUCUUACAUGUGGUACAGCGCUACGGCCGUGCUUGCCACCUGUGUAGUGGGACUAAUCGUCAGUGGAAUUACAGGAUUCAAUGAUCCCGUGGAAGCUGACGCCCGUCUGAUCUGUCCAUUGUUUGAUAUUCUGUUCCCGUAUCUACCCGAGGUGAUCCGCAAACCUAUGCGCUUCGGCGUGGACUACAGCACUCUUGAGACAUCAUCGGGAUCCAGUAAUGAAUCUGAAGUCAAAAUGACUGUAUCGUCAGAUGUCAAAAAGAAGUAUCAGAGGAGAUUUGAUAAAAUCAACGGGAUAGAAAAGGGCAGGUCUGCAAGUCAGGACAGUGGCAUAGAACAGGAGGGAAGUGAAGAAGUUGAUAACGAUCCACGCUUGUACAACCAGAACACAGAUUCGACGACAUAUACCACCAAACUUUGA